Alternaria burnsii is the source of this 624-nucleotide messenger RNA. Its product is annotated as duf-domain-containing protein. Gene Ontology annotation, molecular function: protein-arginine omega-N monomethyltransferase activity. The record is from RefSeq and is a predicted model, not a curated record. The coding region runs from base 1 to 624 and encodes 207 amino acids. Gene Ontology annotation, biological process: peptidyl-arginine methylation. Lineage: Eukaryota; Fungi; Ascomycota; Dothideomycetes; Pleosporales; Pleosporaceae. The transcript is spliced from 5 exons.
AUGGCUGGCACCGGCAAGACCUUUGUGGUGGAACAUCUGGACCCUGAGCUUGAAGAGUGGUCUUCUCUGGAGUACGCCAGUAUCGCGGCAGAAUCCCAUGCGUCUGGUGCACAGUUCCUGCUGUCUUCCGUACCGACGUCGUUGAAAUUGCCGGCAAACCUGCAGGGUGCAAAGGGACUGAAUGUCGAGACAAGAGGUAUUGAAGAAAUCUAUGCGGACAGAAAAGACAAGGUGUGUCUGCUGGACCCUGCCGCAUCCAAGGACUUGAGCCCAGAGGACGGCGAGACAUUCGACAUCUUCUUAUUCGGCGGUAUACUUGGAGACGACCCGCCAAGAGACCGUACUUCAGAACUGCGCAAGAAAGGAUACCAAGGACGUCGCUUGGGACCUGUACAGAUGACGACUGACACAGCAGUGCGUGUCACCAGGAUUUGCGUGCAGGACAAGGUUCCCGUCGACAAGAUUUCAUACAUCGAUCAUCCCGAUCUCAAGAUCAACAAGAACGAGAGCACACAGAUGCCAUUCCGUUAUGUCAAGGAUGAAAACGGAGAGCCAAUCAUGCCCAAGGGAAUGCGUGAGCUGAUCGUCAAAGACUCGGCCAAGAGCUUGAACGAUCUCUUCUGA